Messenger RNA from Rattus rattus (black rat), 4975 nucleotides. RefSeq names its product reticulon 3 (gene Rtn3). The record is from RefSeq and is a predicted model, not a curated record. The transcript has 9 exons. Gene Ontology annotation, cellular component: postsynaptic density; neuron projection. Bases 200 to 3079 code for a protein of 959 amino acids. Lineage: Eukaryota; Metazoa; Chordata; Mammalia; Rodentia; Muridae. Gene Ontology annotation, biological process: endoplasmic reticulum tubular network formation; brain development; neuron differentiation.
UUAGGCUCUUUAUGCGCAUGCGCGCCCGUACUCUUCUCCCUGCGGAGCACGGCUGAGUCAGUCAGUCUGUCGGAGUCAGUCUUCCGAACAGGCUACGCCGGCUACUUCGGAGAACUAGCUGCUGGAUUAUUCUGUGUCCCCUCCCACUCUCCCGCCCCAAGUCUCUCUUCACCCUUCUCCCGCCCUUGCUCGUGCAGCCAUGGCGGAGUCAUCGGCGGCCACUCAGUCUCCGUCAGUCUCCUCGUCGUCCUCCGGGGCCGAGCCGUCAGCGCUUGGCGGCGGCGGCGGGAGCCCUGGAGCCUGCCCCGCCCUGGGGGCGAAGAGCUGCGGCUCCUCCUGUGCGGAUUCCUUUGUUUCUUCCUCUUCCUCUCAGCCUGUAUCUAUAUUUUCGACCUCACAAGUGGGAUUGAGCUCUCUUUGCUCUGAUGAGCCACCGUCAAAAAUUAUGACUUCCUCCUUUCUUUCAUCUUCUGAAAUAUAUAACCCUGACCCUACAACACCACUUGGAAGUGAAACAUUAGGCAGCCAUCUUGUAGCUAAAGACGGAAAAGAUCCCUUGGUUCUUCUAGAUAAGAAAACUCUGGACUCACCUCAGGGGACCAACAAGGACAGAGUAGACACUCCGGUUUCUCUUGCAGCUGACAUUCCUUGCAGCCAACCUUCUAUUCCAGACAGUUUCCCAGAACAACCUACUUUUCUUUCAAAGGAAACUGAUCCAACAGAAGAGUGGGUAGUUAAAAACCAAGAACCCAAGAACCCAAGUGAAGUUCCAAGUGGAGAGGACAGAAGUGCACUGGAUCUUGGGCAGCGUAAGGCAGAACACAUUUGUACACAUUCCUUGUCUCCAUCUGAACCUGCAGUAGCCAGUGUAGAAAAAGAUUCUCCUGAGUCACCAUUUGAAGUAAUUAUUGACAAAGCAACAUUUGACAGAGAAUUUAAAGAUUUGUAUAAGGAAAGCACAGAUGAUUUGGGUGGCUGGGCAGCUCACGGUGACAGAGAAUCCCCGGCAGAUUUAUUGGAAAUGAAUGACAAAGUGUUUCCACUGAGAAAUAAAGAGGCAGGGCGUUACCCAUCCUCUGCACUGCUCGGUAGACAAUUCUCACACACUACAGCAGCACUGGAAGAAGUGUCUAGAUGUGUGAAUGAUAUGCAUAACUUUACUAAUGAAAUACUGACUUGGGACUUAGAUCCCCAAGCAAAACAACAGGCCGAUAAAUCACCUUGCACCACAGAAAGUACAGGACUAGACAGGAGUGAACAUCGCUCAGAAAUUCCAGUUAUAAGUCUUAAAACAAGCCCUCAACAGAAAAUGCCUGUAUGUUCUUUUAAUGGGAGCACUCCCAUUACUAGAUCCACAGGUGACUGGACAGAAACAUUUACAGAAGGAAAACCUGUAAAAGGCUACCUCAGUUCCACAAAAGAAGCUGGUGGCAAAGGUGUACCAGACAGUUCUCAGCCUAUCUCAGGCUCUGGAGCAGCCACAGUGGAAGUGACUUUACCUGACCUGAGGGGUACCUGGCCUAACUCUGUGCUAGGGGAAGUCACAGAGGUUGAUAGUUCUGGGGAAUCUGAUGACACAGUAAUAGAGGACACCACAGAAAAUCCCUCAGUUAAGAACAACAAAGUUUUGCCAGAAAAAUCUGACUCCCUUCCAAGUGCUGCUGCAAAAACAAGUGAAAGGGAAAACAAAGAGACUACCAGUCAUGAAACUGUGAGGAGUGAAAUAUAUGAAAACUCUGAGAAGCAGCAGGCCCAUGCAGAAACUCCUACUCAGAGGAGUCUGGAAGGCGAGAUGUCUUCACAAGUACCUAAUAUGCUGAAUGAAGUCAUACCUGAAAAUCUUGCUAUGACUGACACCACCAAAGUUUGCUCAGCAGCACCUCCAAGUGUUCUUAGUGAGACUGGAUUCUCACUAACUGUGCCAGCUUCUGCCAAGUCGGAAUCUUUGCUUGGAAAAAAUGUUGAAGAUACAGAUGGUUCCUCUCCAGAGGACUUGAUGGCUGCCCUCACAGGAACUGAGGAGAAGGGGACAGUGGAUAAAGAGAAAGGUGAUGUUUUGGAAGCAGUGUUAGAGAAGAUAGCAAACGUUAAAAACACUUUGCCUGUGGAACUCUUGCAUGAAAAUAAGCUAAGUAGUUCUGAAACCAAAAAUACUAAAAGCAAAUACAGUGAACACAGCAGAGAAACAAAUGGAGGUGCCCCCAAGGUGUCUCCCGACUUAGAGCAGGAGCAGCUCACCAUUAGAGCCAUUAAAGAAUUAGGGGCUAAGCAGGUGCAGGCUGAAGGAAUGUCUCCUGGAGGAAAACUCAAGCCAGCCUUUGAUCCACAGUCUGGGCCACAGAAUUCAUCUGACAUCCUAGAACACACAGAUAUCAAAACUGGAUCUGAUCUUGGGAUUCCCAAAAAGCCUACUAUCAUCAAAGACACUAGAAUAGAUUCUAUUUCCAGCCUUACCAAGACUGAAACAGUUAACAAGCAUGUUCUAGCAAGACUUCUCAGUGAUUUCCCAGUGCAUGAUCUGAUUUUCUGGCGAGAUGUGAAGAAGACUGGGUUUGUCUUUGGCACCACCCUGAUCAUGCUGCUCUCUCUGGCAGCUUUCAGUGUUAUCAGUGUGGUCUCUUACCUCAUCCUGGCUCUACUCUCUGUCACCAUCAGCUUCAGAGUCUACAAGUCUGUCAUCCAAGCUGUGCAGAAGUCAGAAGAAGGACAUCCAUUCAAGGCCUACCUGGAUGUGGACAUUACACUGUCCUCAGAAGCUUUCCACAGCUACAUGAAUGCUGCAAUGGUGCAUGUCAACAAGGCCCUCAAACUCAUUAUUCGUCUCUUUCUGGUAGAAGACUUGGUUGACUCCUUGAAGCUGGCUGUCUUCAUGUGGCUGAUGACCUACGUCGGUGCUGUUUUUAACGGAAUUACCCUUCUGAUUCUCGCCGAGCUGCUGGUUUUCAGCGUCCCAAUUGUCUAUGAGAAGUAUAAGACACAGAUUGACCACUAUGUUGGGAUUGCCCGGGAUCAGACCAAGUCAAUUGUUGAAAAGAUCCAAGCAAAGCUUCCUGGAAUCGCCAAAAAAAAGGCAGAAUAAACACAUGGAAGCCAGAAGUGCAACAGUUACUAAAACGCCAUUUAAUAGUUAUAACAUCGUCACUUGUACUAUGAAGGAACUUGCUCAGUGUCAGCUAGAGUUUGGUUCCAAGUUGUUUGUUCUUUUUAAUUUGGUGUUCUCUCCCAUCCUCUCCCUUUACCCUCAGUACCAAGCACAAGAUGUGUUAGACUGAAAAAAAGAACUGAUCUCUUAGAACCCUAAAGAAUAAGGAUUGAAUCAGAUUGAUAGAAUUAAUCAGACCAUAGUGGUUGUGGGGCUUUACGUGUACUCUAAAGGAAAAGAAAAACGUGUCUAGGUCCUCUCUCCAGUUUCAAGGACUGUUACAGCUCCCAUUUAUAAUUGUGCCCUUAUUUUUAAGUUAGGAAAUAAUGAUUAACUUAUGAGUAAAUAGUCUGGGGCAAGAGUGGGAUUUCUUCAGUCCCACCCUCCUGCCUUACACAUAAGCAGCUACUCUUCCUGCUCCUCUUCGUCCUUAAUGAAAGAACUUACAGGCGAGAGGUGAUUCCCUAUUCCCAGAAUGCCACCUGAGAAGUGCCAGGGGUAGGGGGACAGUGGGGGGAGCAGUCAGCGGGAGGGCAGCAGCAGCCACCCUCUGCUGCUCUUCCUAGGGAAGGAAGGGCUCUGCCAGCUGGGAGGGCAGUGCCCAAGCCAUUGGUCUGGGAUACCAGUGUGAGUGUUGGUUUGAGAAAUCAUUCCAGAAUGUGCUUUUCCCUCUUUUCCCUGCCCACCUUACCUCAAGUUUAAUAAAUAUGGUUGUACUUUUCUUAUUAUGAAGUAAAUGUCUGUAACUGCUGUACACUGCUAUAAACUUGUUAAAGAAAAAUAAUCUGCAUGUGGGCUCUCCGCCUUGAGUUAUUGUAAUCCUAUCUCAGUCUGUGGGUAAUGAGGUACAAGGACAUGAAAAGCCUUCCUUCUCUGUCUUCCCUGCUGCUUCCACCUGUGCUGUGCAGUGCUUUAGCCUGAGGACCAAAGCCCCACUGCCUGCCAGUCAUGUGUCUGUUGUAGUCCAGAGGCCUUGGCUGAUAGAGGAGGUACAUUUCUAGAAGCAUGGCAUGCAGCUGCUUGGAGUCAGUGCAAUCUGAAAGGAUCUCCAUUCUCAAACAUAGUGAUGAAAUAGUUCCUACCAUGAUCCACAGUGCUCUCUGGAGAGGGCUUUCCAGAAGUUUUAGGUUGUGGGUGGCCAAGCAAGCCCAGGUGAUACUGCUAAGACAACCGGCUUACAGUGGCAGCCGUGGGGUGUCCAGGGGUCUUAGUUUCUAUCCGAGACCUUGCAUCUCCCCUUCAGCAUGGAAACCCAGUCAACUUGAAAACUGGCAUCCAAGAUUCCUUCAGUUCUCAGCUCUGCCCUAUUGUAAGGAAGUAGGAGCUGGGGACUUCAAGGUGUUCGAUGGUCCCAAAGUUCUGUGACUGUAAAAUUAGGAAUGGGUCCUCUUCCCAAUCCUUUUGGGAAAUGACUUAUAGAUUUCCAUAGAUAGAAUGCCUUACUCCAUUUUCUUAAGUUUCUUUGCCCCUGUACAUUUUGAAUCCUUGGUUUCCACUGUAGACAACACUCCAUCACCAUCCUCUGCCCUCCCAGAAAGUAAAUACACCGAUGGUCUUUGGGGUCUCCCAACCAGGGACCCCAUUCUGCACUGGAAGCCUCCACACCUUGCUCUUUUCUCUGUUGCUGCUGUGUUAAAGUAAUUGGAAAGAUUUCUGUGUCACAUGAGAGAUUUUUUUUUUUUUUAAGAAAAGUGUAGAGAUGAGAAACUACUAAUGAUAUUGUGUGCGUGUCUGUGCGUGCAACAUAAAAUACAGUAGUACCGAGGAGCUCUCUGGUCCCUGUAAAACUGCAAAUCGAUGUAUUAAUUAUAAAUAAAAAACACAGUGACUGUC